Messenger RNA from Neocloeon triangulifer, 24294 nucleotides. It is a transcript of the gene Msp300, whose product is annotated as muscle-specific protein 300 kDa. Bases 112 to 23994 code for a protein of 7960 amino acids. Gene Ontology annotation, biological process: nuclear migration. Gene Ontology annotation, molecular function: actin filament binding. The transcript has 82 exons. NCBI's taxonomy places the organism in Eukaryota, Metazoa, Arthropoda, Insecta, Ephemeroptera, Baetidae. Gene Ontology annotation, cellular component: nuclear outer membrane; cytoplasm; meiotic nuclear membrane microtubule tethering complex. The record is from RefSeq and is a predicted model, not a curated record.
GCUGUCGCGAGCGUGAAGCAGUGAGGAGCACACGGAGCCGCUCGGGGCCGGCAACGUGUUUUUUAAGUGCAGAGUGAGUGAUUGGGACAUGUUUGUGCAGCGGUCGGACACAUGAGCGACCCGUCCAAGGGGCCGCCGAGGCGCGGCGCCCAGCUGCACUCGCCGCCGCCCCCGACUGACACGGACGUGAGUCCAAGACCAUUUUCGCACAAGGUGUCCACACCCGUCCGGGACAGUCCCGUUCGAGAAAGGGUGUCCUUCUUCGAGCAGGUGGACCGCCAGAAAUCGGUCACGCCCGGCUCGUCGAGGAAUGCCUUCGAGACGGUGGAGGAGACCCGUAGACGGAACUUCCAGGAAACCGGACACCCUCGGACGCCCGGUACGCUUUUCCGCGAGAGCUACGAGAGCAUCACCGAGGAGGGCGUGGAUGAAAAUGGAGAUAAAGUGGUUCGCGUAGACAGAGUGAUUCUGACUAAGAGUGUCCGGGAAGUGUCCAGGAAUUCCGCCCACUCGUCCAGCAGCAGCAUCGCCUCUCCGGCGAAGGAACAGUCGCCCGGGCCGGACGAACAGGACUCGGCCUACCGCACACGCGGCAUGUCAAAGUCUUCGUCAAUCAGCUCGCUGGUGUCCAGCUGGGGCACCGGCAGGUUCACCUCGCAGGAGAGUCUGCUGGGCAGUGCGGCGGCGGACAACAGCUACUCGGACAGGACGACGCCGAGUCGCACGACCGACUCGUCCGACUACAAACACCAGCCGUUCCAAACGAUCGCGGCCAGAAUGAAGCAAAUACGCAGCAGGGCCGAGUACGACUCGCACAUUGCGGAAAUCAAGGAUGAGCAAGAGCGCGUUCAAAAGAAGACCUUUGUCAACUGGAUCAACUCUUAUCUCUCCAAGAGAAUUCCACCGAUGCGAGUCGAUGACUUAAUUGACGACUUGAAAGAUGGAACGAGACUGCUCGCUCUGUUAGAAGUGCUUUCGGGAGAGAGACUGCCGGUUGAAAAAGGUCGUAACCUGAAGCGGCCUCAUUUUCUUAGCAACGCCAAUACUGCCUUAACAUUUUUAACUAACAAAAAGAUUAAAUUGGUCAACAUCAACGCGACUGACUUGGUUGAUGGAAGACCUCCUGUGGUUCUUGGUCUCAUCUGGACCAUCAUUCUGUACUUCCAAAUUGAGGAAAACACAAGAGUUUUGGAGUCUCUUGGGCACAACUAUGCUGGUAGUCUCGAGAGUCUCAGGGGUGACGCCUCCAGCCCUGAGACCUUCGGACACAGGAAGACUCCGGACAAGAGAAACGCUGGCGCUAAAAAGGCUAUGCUUACAUGGGUGCAGAAUGCGAUGCCACCCUCGUUUAACGUUGUCGUCAAAGACUUUGGACCGAGUUGGAGAGACGGCAACGCUUUCCUGGGCAUCAUCGAAGCCAUCAAGGCCAACCUACUGGACUUGGCCAGUCUGAACCGCGGCACCAACCGGGACCGCCUCGAGACGGCCUUCCACGUGGCCGAGAGUGAAUUGGGCAUCGCCCGACUGCUCGACCCCGAGGACGUGGACGUUGACCGUCCCGACGAGAAGUCCAUCAUGACUUACGUCGCGCAGUUCCUGCACAAAUACCCCGCACCAAGCGCCGGGGCGAGUACUUUGUCAGAAAUUCAGGAAGAGUACAGUGAGCUGGUGGAAUGGCUGAUGCAGAAAACACAAUAUUUGGAGCACCACGUCCAGACUAAGACUUUGUCCAAAAAUUACUCUGAUUUUGUGACGUUUAAGGACAAUUUCAAGCUCAAACAAGUGGUGUUUGAAAAACUGAAGAAACUUGUUGACACCCAAAGCAUGGUCGCCAUCACCCUCGAGUCUUGGAGGGAGAUUGAGCGACUGUGGGCCAAACUCGAAUCACAAAUCCGCUACUGGCAGUGGUUCUUGGAUAGCAACCUGCCAGGCGCCCUCGGAGAAGUGGGCAAGUGGUUGGGCGACGCCGAAAAUUUGAUUUUCAACGACGACAUCCCCCAAUUGAUGAACGAAGAGACGGCCACCAUCAUCAGCCGCAAACUGGAGGAGCACAAAGCCUUCUUUGCGGAAUUGCCAAACGUGCAGAGCAAGUUCGAGUCGGCACUGAGGAGCACGUUGACGCAGAGCGUUCCUCAGGUGCAGCUUGACGACAUUGCAAGCAGACUGGACGCCGUCGGCCCCAUGGCCGCCGAACGCCGCGUCAAACUGAAGUUCCUGGAGCACAAGUGCUGUCUGAUCGCCUUCCUACACCUGACCGAGAACAAGCUGCGAGCCUGGACGGUCAAGUAUGGAUAUGAGGACAGAGUGCAAGUGCUGCUGGACCAGUACAAGAACUUCGUCUCGCGGAAUCGCAUCUUCCAGGAAUUCAACAAAGCCUACCAAGACAUGCAACAAGUUGUCGAAGAGUACAUUACUGAAGGAAAAGUUGAUCAAAAAGAGAAAAACAAUAUUGACCGAUUCAUGCGCGACACUGGCGAGAGAUGGAAAAACGUUUCAAUGGAGCUGCGCUGCGUGCAAAGCAUGUUGGAAGAGGUCAUCAACUACUGGCGCAAGUGGAACUCGGGAUCUGUCGAGUUCGAAGCCUGGGUGGAACAGGCCUAUAACGUUUUGCGUCUCUCUGAAGUUGAGAAGAUGGAAUACUUCCAAGAGCUGAGUGUGUGGAAGGACAAGUUCCAGGCCAUUUCGGACGCUGUUCAAUUUCUGAUCGCGACUUGCGAUGAUCCCAUCGCCUUUGACCUUAGAGACAAGUUUAAUUACCUGUCCACAAGAUGGGAGGAACUCUUCCCCAUGGUGAAGCAAUACAUGCACGCUGGAGACAUUUUACGAAACCGAAAAGAGUACCAAGCCGGAGUGGACAAACUGCAGGCGUGGCUGCGCAAUGCAGAGUCCAUUCUCGCCUCUUCCCAACUGGGCUCGACUCAGAACAUCAAGGCCUACGGUGAAAAACUGCAACAGCUGCAGCAUGAGAUGGAAAGCACAGAGGACCUGUUCAAGUCAGUCAGCAAGAAGUUCCAGGAAUUGAUUUCUGAACUUUCCAGGGAGGAGGUGGACCGCAUCAUGAUUACUUUAAAGAAAGAAAAAGAAUCUUUGGUUAGAGUCCGAGCACUGAUUCCGACCCAACUGCAUCUUUUCCACCAAAUUUUGGUGCAGUACGAGUCUCUUGAAACUGGACAGGCGGAGAUUUCGCAGUGGUUGGACGAAGCCGAAUCAUUGCUGAACAGCUUCAGUCCUGUCGGUGAUCGCGAAUUCUUCCAGGAGCAGUUGGAGAAGCACAAAGCGUUCUUCCUAAGGACUUUCUACUACAAGUCAAUGCUCGAGAGCAAAAACAAGGUUCACCAGAGCAUCAUCAAGUCGUUGCACAACACUGAAGGAAUCGACACCAGCGCCUUCAAAUCAAAGAUGAGCCAACUGAACCAGAGAUUCACAGAAGUUGUUCAACUUUCCCAAUCUUGGGAACAGCGUCUGAAUGAACUGCUACGGUGCCAUGAACGCUUUGCCGAGUCAGAAACGCUUGUUUCAAACUGGCUUAGCCAGGCAGAGCAAAUGAUGGGAGACAAAUUGCUGGACAAUAAACAAACUGUGGAAGCACACAAGCGCUUCUUUGAGAAAGUCAAUGAAAAGUGGCUGCAUGAUUUUGAAAAUGCUGCUCGCGAUUUGAAAAAUUGCCAGCCUCCAGAAGAGAAAGCAGUUUUGGAGAAACAUGUUGAGGAUUUAAAACAGAAGUGGAAGGAUGUUUUGUCAAAUGCGCCUUUGCACCUAAUGAGACUGGAAUUCCGACUGGACGAAAGUGCCUUCAAGACGUUCUUGAAAGACGUUGAAAUUGAGCUUGGCAACGAACAACAGGCGCUUAACAAGCAUGACGACAUUGGGAAAAUCAUUAACAGACACAAUGAUUUCUUUGCUCGGCAAGACGUGGAAGGAAAAGCAAAGCAGGGACUGGAAUCGCUCAAAAAGAUAUGCACCAGCUACUCGUCCUGGAAGCCAAAUGAAAGGGACUUGUUUGACAGUUUUUUGACUGUGCAGAAUGAGUGGAAGGCCGUGAACGAGAAAAUCGAAGCAUUCCGACAACAAUUACAAGAGAUUCCAGCCCAGUGGCAGAAAUACCAUUCAAAAUUCAAUGAACUCUCAAAAUGGAUGGACUCUGUGGACAGGAGUAUUGAAAGUAUAAACAGGGAAGUCAACUCAUUGGAAGAGUUUGAGAAUGAAAGACGCCACUUCCAGGAAAUUUGCCACGGGGUAGAUGCCAGACGUGAGGACGUCAAAUGGCUUGUCCAGACCCUUGAACUUCUCACUUCUAACUGUGAUGACGAAAACAGCCAACAAGAGCACAACAAUUUGGAAGCGCUAGUGACCAGAUAUAAGGGGCUAGUGCCCAAUAUUGAACUGACCAUUGUCAAAACCGACGUGUACUCCCGCUGUUACAACUACAGGCGAGAAGUCAGAGAGGUGUGCAACUUGCUCAAGAAGGUGAAGGACACAUCUUCGUCGUCCAACUUCCCGGAUGGUCUAGAGAGUGCGGCCAACCUGAUCAAAAAGCAGGAGGCCGCGAUCAAGCAGUUGGACGACCAGAGGGCCAACAUCAUGAGCAUGAUGCACAAAGGCAAGGACUUGGCCAAGGACGCCAACGCGCCCGCCUUUAUCAAGGACGAAGUGGACAGUCUGGGUGCCGCGUGGAACGACGCAUACUCGCAGACCACCGAGAAACUCAAGGCGCUGCGGAGCACGCAGAAAAUCUGGAACCAGUAUCAGGAGCAAAAGGACGAGAUCCUCAAGCUGAUCGAGCAGGCCGAAGCUGAACUCAGUAGAUUAACGGGCGGAAUCGACCCGAGGAAAAUCGUGGCCGACCUGCAGGCCAAGCAGGAAAUUGGCAUCGCCCUCAGGGAGGCCACGGAAGACAUGCUCAGGAAGCUGAGAGACAUUUGUGCCGCCCUUUGCAAGGUGACGGCGCCUGAGAAGAAGCCUGCUUUGCAGAAAGAGGUUGCUGAUAUUGAAAAACGUUUGCACAUUGUGCUUGAGUCUGCUCAGGAGCAGGCAAUCUAUCUGGAACAAUUCCAAGAACGGUGGAACUGGUGCAAAAAUCAGGUUCGCGAACUGAAAAACUGGACGCAGCAAGCGCCUUCCUAUUUGCAGCACAUUGCAGCGCCUGACUGCCAUCCUGAGGAAAAGCAAAUCCGCGCUCAAAAAUUGCAAGCGCAGUUCGCGGAAAAUAUCGAUCUUUUGCAAAACUUAGCGGAGGAAGUCAACAAACUACUUAAAGGUGACUGUGAUAAAGAGGAGGCAGCUAUUUUAAAAGAUGAGGUGCAAGACUUGGAAAGAGAGUUGGCGCAGUUGAAGCGAAUGUUCGACAACCAGCUCAGCACUGUCAACCAAGACUUGGCCCUUUGGAACGAGUACCAGAACGGACUUCAGCAAAUUAAGCCUUGGCUCGAGAAGGCAGAAAUGAAAAUUGCCGUUUCUUCUGUUAAGCCAGAAACCCUUCCAGAGGCCAUUCAACUUCUCCAGGCAGCUAAAGAAUUUGAGGCUGAAUGUGAAAAGAAACUUGGGCAGCUACAGGCUAUUCUGACCAAGAGUCAAACCAUCACGUGCCAUACAAAUGCCUCAGAUGAGGUUGACGCCGUCCGUUCCAGGUGGACUUCACUCCACGACCAGGUGACCCAACGACACGCCAAGCUGCAGAAGUUGGUCAACACCUGGCAGGAAUUCAACGCACUUGCUCAUGAGCUUUGUGACUGGAUUGGCAGCAAAGAGCGAGAAAUUGCUGCUAUCAAAGAACACAGAGACAACAGAGGAGAAAAACUGGAAGACGACCAAGCCAAACUCAAAGCUUUUGCAAAUGAGUUGUCUGAAAAACAAUUUGUCUUGAGUGCUUUGACGCAAAAUGCAGACAAGAUUUGCCAGAAUUUGUCUCUCGAUGGUGCUGCAGCUUUGAAAAACACGCUCGGAGAAAUCAAAUCUCGGUACGCAGCGCUCGGAGCUAAUUUGAGAGACACUUCUAACGCCAUAACUGACACUAUUUUGACCAGACAAGAGUUUGACACUACAAUGGCAACUUUCAACGCAUGGCUGGACAAGCAAGUCCCUGAAUCGCAGCACAUCGACAAUAUCCCCACAGAAAAAGUGCACUCCACCCUUCUUUCCGUCCAUUCGAUGCUGCAGGAGGUGGCUGAAAAGCAGCCUGCUUUGGGCACCAUGCAUGAGGAAAUGAAAACAAUCGCCAAAAAUGCCAGCCCCAAUGAAAUUGCUCGGCUGAAUGACCAGUUCUCCAAGAUCACAAAGAACUUCCAGGCGGUUGAGCAAAAUCUACAAGACAAAAAGAGUGCCCUGGAAAAAUGGUCAGAGUUGGUCAAUUGGAAUAAGGAGAGCAUGGAGUUCAUCAACCACACCAAAUUCCAAAUUGCCCAAAAGUCAAAACCACAGGAGCUCGAAGCUCUUUACGUUGAGCUCGGCAACAUUAAAAACAAUCUACAUCCAAGAGAGAAGUUUGCCGCCGAGAUCGACAACGCCCAGUUUAACCUGACGGUGACUGAUUCUGCGUCAGGUAAGCCAAUCAGGGCUAAACAAUUAGUGGACGAAGUGAAGGUUGCUUGUUCAGACGUUCACUCUCAAAUUGAUGCAAAGAAAGAAACCCAGCAUGAAAUUCAGAAUCACUGGAUUCAGUUGCAAAACAUGCAACAGUCUCUUUGCCAAAUCAUUCUGAGGCUCCAGGGCCAGAUUCAGGACGCAGUGUCUGACAUUCCCUCCACCGAAAAACUGGAGGAGGCGCUGACCGCCCUAACCAGAAUUCAGCAAGACCUGUUCCUAACCCGCCCUGAAAAAGACGCGUUGAACAAUUUGGGAAAGAAAAUCAUGCAGGAGGACCACUCCAACCUGUUGACGGUGCAGAACAUUCUUACUUCCAUUGACUCCAACUGGGAGAAAACCAACCAAACGCUGAACGACUACACGGCAAAGUACGCUGACAUUCAGCAAACCUGGCUCCAGUUCGAGGAGUGCAACAAUAAGGCGGUCGCUGCCAUCCAAGUGGGAAAAAAUACUAUCACCGAGGUGGGAGAGGAGCCCGUGGACUCAACGCAACUGACCAUUGCCCAGGACAAGAUCAAACACGCUCUUGAACAUCUGGCCAGGGCGAAAACCUCGCUGGACGUCAUGGACGCCAAGGGCAAGUUCCUGGUGCAGGAAGGAGCCCCUCUUGGACUGAACGUCACCAGCAUUAAGACGGCUUACGCCGAAGCCCUCCAAGGAGUUCACCAGACAACUGAAAAGAUCAACAAGAUCACGCAGAAUUUGGCCGCGCAGGCCAUGAUCUGGAAGCACAUUGAAGAGUGCAAGGGCAUCGUUCAGGAUUGGUUGAGGGAAACGUGCGAGGGCUUGACCAACGCGGUGCAAAAUCCAUCCAAUAUCGAACUUGGCGUAAACCAACUCAAUAAAUACAAGGAUGAACUGGGAAAUAAUUACAAUAUCAAAACAAGCAUAGUAACGAAAACUGGGCAGCUUUUGAAGCUUACGGAGGGAAGACCGAUUCCAACUCUGGAGACUUUGAAUAAGUUGCUUGAUGAAGAGUUUGCCCACAUAAAGAGCAUUGCUGACAAUCUUGACUCAUUAACCUCAACGAUUGGAGAGAAGGAAAAAGAGUUCAAAGUUGACUCAAAGAAAAUUAGUGACGAUUUGGAGAAAUUGCGCGAGGCUCUGAUGUCAUGCGAUGACCUUUCAGGGGACAAUGCAAAGGUUCUUGAGCGUCUGAGAAAAUGCAAAAUUGUUAAAAAUGAUUUGGAAAAUCUCGACGGUAAAGUCAAAGACCUGCGGGAUAAAAUUAGUGAUGUUACAAGGAGUUACUCUGCCUUUGCUGAUUCUUCGGCGGCCAAGGACCUGAACGCUUUGCAUAAACGUUUCGAAACAGUCAGGAGUCAAGCUGACAAAACCGAUGGAACUUUGUCUACUUUCCUCUCUAAAUUCAACAAUGAAAAAUUUGGCACUCUUCAGCGUGCUGUGGGGCUCAUCAAGGAGAAGCUCCAAUGGUGCACUCCAGAGGCGAGCAGCGACAAAUACAAUUUGGAGGUGAAACUUUCAACUCUGAAGGAUGUCGAAGGCGCAAUCACCGAGUGCGAGAGCAAGAAAAACGAGCUGGAAAACUCGUUUGGCAUGUUGAUGGACGUUUUGUCUGCGGACAAAGUGGCCGAGUUCGAGAACGAGAAGUCAAAGCUCAUGAGAGAAUUUGCCGCUGUUAAAAACUCAUAUACUGAAACGAGGGACGUUCUUCAGCAUAACAUCGAGCUAUGGACGCAGUACGAGCAAGUUUCUGAAAUUGUCACCUCCUGGCUCAGGGACGUGGAAGGCCGCGUCAGGUCUGAAAGUGUCAAUCAAGUUAAUUUGCCUGAAUUGCGAGAAAACAUUAGAAACAAUCUACAUUUCAAAACGGAGGUUGAAAACUUCAAAACCACCAUCGACAAAUUGGAUAGCUGCGGGAAAGAAAUCACUGCGAGACAGCCAGAGUCCCGCAUCGGCCAGUAUGUCCAACACCUAACCAGUCGGUAUGAUGCAGUAGUCAAAUUCAUCAACGGCCACAUCGAUCGUCUGCAAGAAAUUGAGACCAAUCAAGCUAAUUAUAAUGCGGCAGUGCAGGAUGUAAAGAACUGGAUCGAUGAUUCAAAGAAAAAGCUUGAUUCGUUUAAUUCCCUGCCAGCUGUCGGUCCUAAGACCAUUUUGACCUAUCAGUCAAAGUUGAAGGAUUUGAAGUCCUUCUUGGACGGAAAGGAAGCUGGCCAGACUUUGCUCAACACGGCCGUUCAGAGAGGUGAUUGCCUGUUUUCCGGAAUCACUCCGGACAACAGAGAGGCCAUCAGAACAGAGCUGCGAAGCUUGAGAGACAUUUCUGAAGCAUUGAUUGACGAUGCCAACGCCAUCGGCAAGCGAAUGGAGGCCAUCAUGAUCCAGAGGUCGUCGUUCGAUGAUAGCUACAACCAGGUAACUCAGUGGAUAGAAGAGAUGAGACGUAAAGCUGGCGAGGAGAAUGUGGAAUUGAGGGCAACCCUUCAAGAAAAGAAGGCUCUGAUGCACGUUUUUAAGUCAACGGCGCAGGACAUUGACACGCACAGCAACAUUUUCUCCCAAAUGGAGGCCAAAAUCGAAGCUCUCUCGGACAAUGAGGCCAGAGACAAAUUCGACGAAAUCCUGGCCGAAUACAAAACGCUGGCUGAAAGAAUCAACAGGAAAAUAGGCACGGCUGAAAAGUACGUGGACCAGCACGAGUUGCUGCAGCAGCACUUUGAGAAAAUCCAGGACUGGUUGACAUCUUGCAAGGCUGAAGCCGGCGUGGUCACUGAAACAGCCAUUGAGAAAGAGGGUGCGGACGCCAAACUGAUGGUCGUCGAGAGUCUCAUUCAGCAAAAGCCAGAAGGAGAUAGACUGAUUGGAAUUUGCCAGGAGCAGCUCCAGGUUGUUCUCCAGCAGACUGAAAUCUCCGGCCACCCAGCUUUGCACAAUGAGUUUGAGGAGCACCGGAACGCAUGGGAGAAUUUCCUACAGCACUGCUUGCAAAUUCAAGCUCAGCUUAACCAGCUAUGCAGCAAAUGGUCACAGUUUGAGGCCACCGUUGAUGCUCUACUCAUGUGGGUGAAGCAAAAGGAGACGCAGGUGCGUGACCAGAGUCUCAAAAACUCCCUUGAAGCAAAGCAAACGCAGCUGGACAAGUUGCGUCUGAUCGAAGAGGAGGUCUGGGCUAAAGCAGACCAGUUCACCGAUUUGGCAGAGCAGAGUUCUGGAAUCGAAGGCGAGACUGAAUUGACAGUCAAAGUUUCCCAACUUGUAACCCGAUACCAAGGCUUGAAGAACGCAGUUAAGGAAGCUGUUGGCAGAUACGAGACUUUUGUUCAAGAGCAUAGGUCGUUCAACGACCAAGAAGCUAAAUUCCUUGAUUGGAUCGCGAUGGUUGAGGAGCAGCUGAAGCUUCUGAGCGUUGUGGUUGGAGACCUUGCUAUUUUACAAGAUCGUCAAAGGAAGAUCAGAGAUUUGGUUGAGGUUAAAAAUACGGAGAGCAGUAAAUAUGAAUCAUUGAUUGAGCUUGGAGAAAAGUUGUAUGCUCACACCUCUCCUGAUGGUCGUGAAGUUAUAAGACAACAACUGAAGACGCUGAGAACACUCUGGGACAGCUUCUGUGAAGAUCUUCAAGCCUCGUCUAACAAAUUGGAGCAAUGCCUGAUGCAAUAUGUUGAAUUCUCCAUGGCCCAAGAGCAGCUCACCAAGUGGCUGCGGGACAUCGAGAGGGCCAUGCAGCAGCACACAGAGCUCAAAGCCUCUCUGCAAGAGAAACGCGCCCAGCUGCAGAACCACAAAAUCAUGCACCAGGAAAUCAUGUCGCAUCAGUUGCUGGUGGAGUCGGUGUGCAACACCGCCCAGCACCUGGUCGACCAGACGCAGGACACCUCGCUCAACGGCUACCUUGAUUCAAUCAAACAGCUCUUCAAAAACAUCGUGAUCAAGUCACAGAAUUUGCACGACAAGCUGGAAAAGUGCAUUCAGGAGCACAACAACUACAACUCGCACUGCAAGGUUGUGCACGACUGGAUUGUUGUUGAAAUUGAAAAACAAGGCGAGUGCGACACUGUGAGCGGAGAGAAGUCUGACAUCGCCAGACGCCUUUCUUCUGUGAAGUCUUUGAGACAAAACGAGGAGGUAGGCCAGAGGUACUUGUCGGAACUGAGGGAAAUGUGCAAUGAUGUGUGCGCCAACACUGCCUCAAAGGGAGUUGAAGCACUGGAAAAGGAAAUAAUUGACUUGGAGACAAUGCUGAAGGAACACAUUAGCUCUCUAGACGUGAUUGAGGCCAAACUGAAGAGUGGUCUGAAGCAGUGGCACGAAUUUGAAGUAAAACUGGACGAGCACACUAAGUGGUUCCGACACACCGAGGCCAUUUUCCGUGAGCAGCCCUUGCAAGAGUCGGCCAACAAGAAGGAGGAGGUGCUCAGCCACAUCAAAGACAUCCGAGAAACAAUUCUGACCAAAGAAAAGGAGAUCGAUGAAUUCACCGACGCCUCUCAUUCCUUGCUGCACUCGAGCGGCGUUGAGAGGAUCAAGCCUCUGAUUUCGCAAAUCAGCAACCGGUACCAGUUGCUGCACGUCCUCAGCAAGGAGGUCAUCAACAACUGGCAGACUCUGGUGGACGAGCACAACUCGUACGACGAGAAGUACGCUAGUGUGGACGCGUGGCUCGGCGAUUUGGAGGGAAAGUACGACAACAUAAAGAGCAAGAGCAACAUCAACGAAAAGGCCAUGUUGUUGCAACAACUAUCCCUCGAAAGGGACAACGCCAACCACAGGUUGUCCACCCUGACCGCGUUAGGUGAGCGUCUAUUUGCAGACACGGCCUCUCAGGGCAGAGAGAAAAUCAGACAAGACCUGAGGGUAUUGCGCGAGAGGUGGGACAAACUGGAGGAACAAAUCGCCGACCAGCAGAAAAAGCACGAGGCUGAGACCAUGCAGUGGAGCAGCUACAAUGAAAUGCUCCAACAGACCCUGGCUUGGCUGGACAACAUGGAAAAGUCCCUGCAAAACGAGCCCACUGCCUGGUCCACCUCGACGCAAGAGCUCAGGUCAAAGUUGUUGAAGCAGAAGGCCGUUCUGCAAGACGUCCUGAGUCACAAGAGGAUCAUCGAGACCGUCUGCGAUAAAGCCAAGGCGUUGUCUCAAAGUUCCAAUUUUGGCAACAGUGAGACUCUCAAAGCUGGGCAGCAGAUAAAUGAUAGAUAUGAGAAGUUAGUCAACAACUUCCUGAUGAAUAUUGCGGCACUUGAAGAGUCACUGGACGCGUUCACGGUUUUCCACGAUUUGCAAAAGUCGCACCAGGAUUAUCAAAAGCAGCUCUGGGAACGGUCGUCUGCACUUGCAGAUUACAGUGGUAACAAAUCAGCCCUGCAAUCACGCCUAGCCAAAGUUGUCGACAUUGAGAAUUCCCUGACUGAGGGUACCACCACUCUCAAAUUGCUUGCCGAGCACAUUGAGAGAAAUCAAUCAAAACUGCCCCCGAGAGCCAAAGAAGCUAUGGAACGAGACCUGUCCACUUUGAAAUUUGAGUUUGACAAAUUCGUUACCUCUCUGAGCGAUAUGAAGCACGGCUUGGAGGAGCGAAUUCAGCAGUGGUCCGAGUACGAGUUGUCGUUCGAGCGCCUUUUGGCGUGGCUCAGCGAAACCGAGGCCGCGCUCAAAAACUACGCACACAAGUCCACCCUUGAGGAAAAGGAGGAGCAACUGGAAAAAUACAAGGAACUAGUUAAAGCGACCAAUAGCAGGUACAGGGAUAUGAAGGAGACAGUUGUUCUCGCAGAACAUCUGCAACAAACCAUGCUCCUGACGCUCAAACAGAAUGAGUUGGAAUUUGACAAAAUGAGUGAUGACGCAACCGAGCUGGCCCAUGUGACUGGAGAAUCGAGGAUUUCGGUCAACAUCCAGCAAAUCACCUCUCGAUUCCAAGGAAUCCAAUCAACGGCUAAAGAAAUUUUGAAGAAAUGUGAGCAAGCUGCGAGUGACCACCAGGCGUACCUGGAGAAGUACAAACAGGCCUCAACGUGGCUUGCAAACGCACAAAACAAAUACUACCGUAGCAUAGACGCCAAAAGUCUGAGCACCAAAAACGAUGUUGAGAAGCAGCUGGCCAGUCUGCGCGAGUUGCUCGGUGAACAGGGCGCUUCCAUGCAGUUGAUCAACACCACGGUCGAGCUGGGAGAGAAACUUUACCCCUUCACUGCUGUCGAGGGCAGGGAGGCCAUCCGCCUGCAACUGGAGGAACUCCAGCAGGCCUUGGAGACUUUGUUCGAUGAAGUUUCCGGAACUGAAAAGAAACUGCAGGAGAAACUCUCAAGGUGGACAAACUUCGAGGAAUUGAGUGACCACAUGAAGAAGUGGCUGAAAGAUGUUGAACCGCAGUUGCCUGAGGAAAUCGUCCUCUGGACCACCUUGGAUGAAAAGAGAGCUCAACUGCAGUCCUACAGACUGGCCCAUAAUGACGUCAUCAAUCAUCAGCAGGACUUUGGCCUGUUGAAGGACAGAGCUGAAGGCUUACCAGAGAGGAGUGCUAAAAUCGACCAGCUGCUCAAUCAGCUUGUCAGGCAAUAUGACACUUUAUACAAGAGAGCUCAGACUUAUGUGGAGUCUUAUGAGGCCAUUGUAAGUGACCAUCAGCAGUACAGCAAAGCUGUGAUGGAAACUCAAGAGUGGCUCGAAGCCACCAACAGCACAAUGAUGCUUUGGGGCGACAGCGACCUGGAAAGAAUUUCCCUCCACAGCAAUAUUGAGCGUCUAAAGAAUUUACUGCUGUCACUGCCCGAGGAGGAGUACAGAAUCCACGCGAUUCGAAAUUUGGGCGAAAAAGUGGUGCCGAGCACCGUCGAAAGUGGCCAAGUUAACAUUCGCUCGCAAAUUUUGGCCUCCCAGCAGGAAUGGGAAGGAUUAAUCAGCACUGCAAAGUCUACAAUUGAAUCACUGGAGUCAAAACUGGGCCAGUGGAAUGAAUAUGAAAAAAUGAAGGACGAGUGUCUUGCUUGGAUUAGACUGACUGACUCAAAACUGCACUCCGUUGACUUAAAAGCAAAUUUGCAGGAGAAAAUCGACCAAUUGGAAGCUCUCAAGUGUCUACAAGCUGAAGUUCGAGCCAAGGAACUAGAAAUGGAUGCUGUGACCGAGCGAGCGCAGCAACUCUACAAGGGUUCGUUGAGCGCGAGGAGUUCGCAGAUUUCCGAGCUGGGUCUGAAAUACCAGCAGGUGUCCCACAAGGCCAAGGACCUGACCAGUCGCUGGCACGGCUACGUGACCAGCCACCAGAACUUUGACAGCAACAACAGCGAGUGCCUCAAGUGGCUGGAAGAGGUGAAGCGGAAACUGGACUACUGCUCCGACUCCAGCACAAAGUCCCAGAAGGAUCUCGAGCAAAAACUGGAAAUCAUUCAGGGGCUGAUUUUGUGCAAGGAGGAGGGAUUCGCCAAGGUGCAGUGCACAGUCGAGCUGGCGCAAAACGUUUUGGCCAACACCGCCACCAGUGGCCACGCGCAAAUCAACCAGGCUGUCAACAAACUGCAAGAGGAGUGGAGCAGUCUUGCCUCAAGAAUGAUUGACACAAAGAACCAACUGGACGACUCAAUCCACCGUUGGUCUGGAUUUUUGGAGCAGAUUGCUCAGUUGGACAAAGUUCUCGAUCCAAUCGAAACUUCCUUCAAUGAGCUGUCCGAGUUCCAGACCACAAUGUCCGAAAAGAGGGCACAACUAGAACGCCUCAGGACUUUGGAAGAAAAAGUGCGUUGUGAGAAAAUUGAGGUUGACGGACACAGAGCAAAGGCUCAAGAAAUGAUGGCCAGCGGCCAGCAGAGCCAGGCGGCCUUGAAAGCUCAGACGACCCUUCAAAGAUUCGACAGUAUGGCCGAGAAGGUCAAGAAAUUACUUGCGGAGCGAGAAGACCAAUAUCGCGACCACCGACUGUACAAAGAGGCGCACGACGACCUCAUCGGUUGGUUGAGCCGCGCUCGCGAAAAGGUGCCUUGCAUCAAGCAACAGUCACUCAGUGACAAGCUCGCGAUUGAAAACGCCGUCGCGCCUCUGGAGUCUCUGCUGAACAAGCAGGCGCAGGGCGAGCUGCUGGUUGAACAUCUCACGCACACCGGCGAGGUGGCGAUUGCCAGCACGUCCAAACAGGGCCAGGACCAAAUCAGAAACGAAAUCAGGGCUCUGAGGGAAGGAUUUGAGUCGCUCUUUAGAGACAUACGGCAACAAAAGCACCAGCUUGAAAGCACUGUCGGACAGUGGCGAGAUUACAAGGAGGAAUACGAACGACUUUCAGACUGGUUGCAACAGAUUGAGAUUCACAUCAAGGCACAAAAGACCGCGCUUCUCUCCAAUGUGCAGGAGAAGCGCAAGCAGGUCAAUGAAGUUACGGAACUGUUGCAAAAGCUUGAGAAAGGUCAAGAGCAGAUUGAUCGUUUCAAUCAAGCGUAUGGUUCUUUGAUGGCAUCGCACCUUGACACCUACAUUCAGACGCAAAUGAAGCACCUGAAUUCCAGAUAUCAGGUUCUGGUCAACAUGGCCAAGGACGUGAUGAAAAAGGUAGAAACCAACUUGGAUCAGCACGAGCAGUACGAGACGAAUCAUGCGAAGGCGCAGAAGUGGAUUGAGAACGCAAAGCAAAUAAUUUGGGACAGCAGCUCAGGCGCGUCGAGCAGCAGCCGCGAGGUGCUGCAGUCGCGCCUCAACCAAGUCCAGGACUUGAUGAAGCAGCGAGAAAUGGCGCAGAACUUGGUCCACUCCACUGUCGGCUGGGGCGAGAAGACCUUGAGGAACACGCGGUCUGACGGCAGGGACGCCAUCAACAACCAGCUCAGAGACCUGCAGGCCGACUGGGACAGACUGGUCAAGAAGUUGUCCACCACCAAGGUCAAUCUGGAGACCAGUCUGCUGCAAUGGGCCGACUACAACUCGUCUUACACCAACUUGCAGCAGUGGAUCUCCGAGAGGGAGGCCAAAUUGCAGCAAGUUUGUGAGCAAAGGCUUCCAAAGACGAGGAAAACGGUGACAACCUCAGGAAUGAGUUCUUUGAGCAUGGGCGAGCGCAAAGCAACGCUGCGCCAGACCAACAGCAUUGUUCAGGACAUUGUGUCCUUCGAGCCCAUGAUCCAGUCUGUCGCUUCGAAGGCAUCCGACCUGCAGCAGCCGGCCGCAGAAAUCGCUAGCAAAUACGAAACCCUGACCAAACAGGCCAAAGAACUCUACGCCAAACAGAAGGAAACUGUGGAGCAACACCAGGCGUUCAUCGACUCCGGAAACGAUUUUGUUCAGUGGAUCAGAGCCGCAAAGGAGAGGCUGAGCAAGUGCUCGGAACCCACAGGAGACAAGGACUCGCUCAGCAGCAAAGUUUCACAACUCAAAGUUCUGCAAAGUGAGCAGCCGGAAGGCCAGAAAAAGCUUGAAAAGGCACUGGAGCAGGGAGAAGUUGCCUACCAGGUUGCAGACAAAGAGGACAAGGAAGUGAUUGAAGAGGAAGUUGCACUUCUGCAGGAGGAAUUCGACAAUUAUGUUGAUUCUCUCACGCACACCAAAUUCCUGCUCGAGGAGGGAAUUGUCAAAUGGACUGAAUACGAAGACCAGUACCAGGAGGCCACGGAUUGGCUGAGCCAGACCGAGGGCCAUGUGCAGGGCUUCAAUAAACUCUUCAACACUCUUGAGGAGAAGAAAACCAUUCUUGAGCAGUUCCAGAUGCACCUUCAGACCGUCUUUGACUGGCAGAAGGAGCUCGACAGACUCAAUAUGAAAGCGCAAAGCCUGUUGGAAACCUGUGCUGACUCGAGGAUUUCCAACGCUGUGACCCAAAUGACCACCAAGUACAAUGCUCUUCUCUCGCUGGCCAAGGAAGUCAUGAGAAGGCUGGAACUUCACUACCAGGAGCACCAGCAGCACUACACUUUGUACCAAGAACUGGAAGACUGGAUAGACCGCACCAAAGAAAAGGUGAAGGAAUGCCAGGAAAGCCCGACUUCUCUCUCCGACGCGAACAACAAGUUGCAAAUGGUCAAAACCAUCAGACAGUCCCUCGAACAGGGUCAAAAUAAACUGCGUUACGCCAUUGAGCUCAAGGAAAAGGUGAUUCUGAACACCGAGCAGGUUGGCGCCGCCAAAAUUCAGGAGGACACUGAGAACCUGAAGGCUGAGUUUGAAAAGUUGAUGGCCAUCGUCCAAGAUCUCAGGACUAAACUGACCGCCAAGAUUUCCCAGCUCGAAGACUCAAACAAAGAUUUGAAAAUGUUGAAUGAAUGGAUUGAGGAGGUGGAGCAAAAAAUGCAGCAGAUCGAGAGCAGCGUCCAGACUGGAGACUUUAGCGAAAAAAGGGCCGCUUUGGAAAAAGUGCGAAUCAUCAACAAGGACGUGGCGUCGCAUGACGAAAUGAUCGACCGCGCCAAAGCUAAGUUACAGGAGAACAACACGCAGCCGACGACUGAAUUCGAAGCUAGUCUGUCCAAGUUUGAGGAUCUCAAGGAGAAAAUUAAGAAGAACAUUACGGAUCUCGAGGACAUUGUGAACAAACACGACUUGUACAGGCGUAGUUAUAAUGACGCGUUUGACUGGAUGCGGAAAAAGCGCAUCGAUGUGCAGCAUUGCAACGAUACCCAUGGCGAAAAGGAGAAAAUCCUUGAAAAGGACACUGUCAUGAAGGGCGUUUCUGCCAUCAUGCCUGAAGGUGAGGCAUUGGUGCAGAAGGCUGUAGAGUUGUACAAUGACCUGAAGAGCAGUGUAACCGGUCAGGAGGGCCAGGACAUGCUCAAUCAGGAAAUUUCGGCGCUCAAAUCCGACCUGGAGUCGUUGAAAGGCAUGUUCAAGGACACGCAGAAGGUGAUCACCAAGUGCAUCACUGCGUGGGAUGACUUCCACUCUAGCUACGACUCAAUGAAGAGCUGGCUCGAUGAUUUCCAAACCAGAAUUCACGUUGACAAUGAGGACGAAAAGGUCACUCCGGAGGACCUCCAGAAGUGUCAUGCCCUGUUGAAAGAGGCUAACCAGCACAAGAUGCAGAUGGAGGAGCUGAAUGACAGGUGCGAACUUUUGGUCGAGCUGAGUGCUUGUGAAAGAAUCAGGGAUCAAACCGUCCACCUCCAAGGAACCUAUACCAAUAUUGUCACCCUUCUUCAGGGUUUGGUUUCCAAAGUGCAAAAGAAUUUGUCAGAUCACACUGAAUUCAUAAACGCCAAAGAGGAGUUUGAUGUUUGGCUGAAGAGAGCUCAGGGCACUGUCCAGUCCUGCGAAGGUGUUGGCGACGAGGCUGCCACCAAGGACAAACUUGAAACUAUCAGAUUGGUUGCAAACAGAAUGACGGAGGGUCAGCACAUGAUGAGUGCAGUCCAGGUCAUUUUCUCCAAGGCCAUCAGCAAUACUCCCGAGGAGCAGCAAGAGAUCCUGAGGGAGACCAUGGGCUACUUGCAGAAGAGCUGGGAACAACUCAGCAUGGACCUCAAUAAUGUCAUGUCCAAUCUGAAGUCGUACACCAAUCGCUGGGAGGAUUUCAACGAUUCAAAAUCUCGGUUCAUUGUUUGGAUCGGUGAGAUGGAGGAAAACCUGCGAGAAGUUCCAGAAACCAAGGCUGAACUUGGAGAAAUGAAGAAGCUGAUUGAACGAUACAAACACUUGCAAGACGAGGUAAAGAGGCGAAGGACAGAGUUGGACCAUCUGCUGACUGAGGCGACGGAAUUGUCCACCUGGGCCGGCAACCAGCUGCUGCUGGACGAGAUGAAGAACGUCCAGUCUCGCUACGAUCACCUCUUCAUCAAAUGCAACGCCAGGAUGACCAGUCUGCAGGACGAGAUGCAGGAUUACUCGCAGUACCACCAGUCCCUGCAAGAGGCUGAGAAGUGGCUUCUGCAGAUCUCAUUCCAACUGAUGGCGCACAACUCUCUUUACAUCACCAACCGGACACAGACACAGGAUCAAAUCACCGAUCAUGAGAAUUUGCUGUCUGAGAUUCAGAGGUACCAGGCUGUGUUGGACGAUGUCAAGUCCAAGGGCUACACGCAAAUCGAGCGAUAUGUGGUCAGUGUGCCCAGUCUGCAGGCUGCCAUUGAGAAACAACUGCAAAAUGUGCAGGACAGUUACAACUCACUUUUGAACACCGCAAUCCAGAUAAAGAAUCGCCUGCUGGAGUCGCUUUCAAAAUUCCAAGAGUACGAAGAUACAGUUGAAAGCAUUAUGCGAAAUUUGGACGUUUUGGAGCCGCAAAUCACUACCGAGGUUGACACUCACGCAGCUAGCUUGGCAGACUCACAGCAUCAAGUUGAAAGAGUUCGAUCAUUGCACAACAAACUGCAGACGGAGAAGUCGCGUCUGGCGAUUGCGGUACAGGCGUGCGAAGCGGCCGCCGCGUGUAUUUCCAGGCCAAGCAGCCCCCAGGAUGUGACGCCGACACCCAUUCCAGACCGCGAACUGGAGGUCAGGGCCAAAAUGGAGGACCUGAUCGACCAGGUGCAGAACAAACUGUCCUCGCUCAACUCAGCGGUUGGCGAACUGGAGGAAUGGUCGCGCCAGCAAGGCCUGAUGAAGAUUUGGGCGCAGGAACAGCGCGCCUUUGUGACCGAGUGGAACGCCAGACCUUCAAAACUGAGGAGCGAGGCGGCGAGACAGGAAUUCGCCCAAGCCGAAGAUUUGCUGCAAAACGUGGACGUUCGCAGAAGGCAGUUGGCAGAAUUAAAAACUGAGCCUGACGAGGCGCUGCAAAAUGAACUGAGCCAACUUGAGUUGGAUGUUCACAAUUUGAUAGCAAAGAAACAGGCGUCGCAAAAUGUAAUCGAGGACUACAGAAGCGCCGUCCAGGAGGCGCAAACGUGGAUGGACCAGGUGUGCAAAAGCAUGGAGGUGCUGGACAAAGGCAGCGGCCUGUUGUGCUACCAGAAACUUUCCUCCGUUGGCGAUAUUCUGCGUGACUUUGACGCCAACAAGUACAAGUUGGACGAGCUGAAGGCCAAAGGUAGCGCCGUCAUUGACCAGGUCAGCAACCUUGAGACCCAGCAGGUCGAGGAGCAGCUCAAAGCCAUCGAACGCCGCCAUGGCGACAUUGGAAAGAAAAUCCAGCGGAAGGCGCAGAUUUUGGAAAUGACAAAAACUGGUUACGACACGGCCAUCGAGGAAAUUGAACUGGCGCGCAAAUGGGCCAAGGAGAAGGUCAAGGGCGUCGAGAAACAGACCCCACUCGGCUUUGAAAGUAAAUCGGUCGAGGAGAAAUUGCAAGACCUGAAGUCUCUGCUGAAAGAGGCCGAGGGAAAGGAAAUCCUGCUCGAGACUUUGGAGAAACGCGUCGGCUCAAUGCAGGCUGAACUGGAGCCGAGCGAGCACUCCCUUCUGGAGGGAAAUCUGCGCUCACUGGCUCUGGACCACGACGAGUUGUGCGCCCUUUUGCGACGCGAAAUGACCAAACUGGCCGCCGCUAUUGAGCAAAGGCGCAAAUUCGAGGCGGACGUUGACAAGGCGUUGGCCUGGAUCAAGACCAAAGACAACGAAAUCAAGCCUGGCGGAUGGACGCCUCUCAACACUGCCUGCAUUGAAAAAGAUCUGCAAACCUACAAGAAUUUGGAGACUGCCGUUAAAAAUUACAACGGCACCACCCUGGCAGACAUUCAGAGACAGAGCAACAACCUGGCCAAAGAAUGUGAUGAUGAAAACAAAGCGAAACUGCAAGAAAUCAUGGAUGAUCUGAGUGAAAGGUACAUCAUCUUGACUAAAAAACUGGCGGCCAAAAUUGAAUGUCUGGGAGAAUUGAACGUCGGACGCAAGGAGUUUGAAACCGACUUGGAAAACUGCUGGCACUGGCUUAAGCAGGCGGCCGUGUCUGUUUCCGCUGACAUUCACACAACCAACAUUGACCUGAUGCAAGACCAUCUUGAAAAAUACGUCAAACUUGAGGGAGAAGCUGUCGAGAACGGCAAGUUGGUGGAAAGGGUUUUCACCCUGGGCUCAUCGAUUUUGCCGAGCGUGAGUGAGGCAGACCGCGUGUCCCUCACCGAACAGCUCAGCAGUCUGAAGAAAGAGCACUAUAGCAUGUCCGCCAUCAUUAGGGAGCGAUUGGAGUCCCUGAAGAAGGCGAUCGGCGCGAGUCAACAGGCUGCCGAGCAACUGCAGGAGACCAUCAAUUUCAUGACCACAAUCCGCCAGGAAAUCAUGGAGCUCAACAAGCCGAUUGGCAGCAAAGUUGAGGACGUGCAAGGAGUACUCAGUUCAUACGAGAAAAUUUUGGGAGAUCUGAAGCAAUACAAGCAGAAAUUGGGUGAGCUUGACCCAUCCAAAACGACAGACCUGAAGGCGGUCCUCAAACAACAGGACGAUCUGAUCAAAACCAUCGAGGACCAAAUCUCACGGCUGAAACAACUGCUCCUUUUGCGACAGCAGUUCAUAUCCAUCAUAACCGAAAUCUUGACUUUCAUCACAAAAUACACAGGCAUUGUCCGCGACAUCGAAAAGGGUGGACAGACUGUUGAGGAGAAGAUUAAGAAAUACGACGACGUGAUCCUGAAGAUUCAAGAGUGUGAGGCCAUGCUGGCGACGGCCACAGACAAGGGCCAGGCGAUCGCCAACGAAGGCACCGCCGCCGAUCGAAACAACGUGACGGAGCAACUGCAGUCCCUGAAGCAGCAGCUGCAAGGUCUGCGAAGGGCCGUUGAGUCUCAAAGAUCGCAACACGUGCUCACGGCCGAAGCACACAAAAAGUUGGCCGUCGAGUUGGGAGCGGCCCUCGACGGGCUGCACAAAAACGAGGCGGCCGUACGGUCGAGGCCACUGCUUGAGAGGGCCGUCGCCAGUGUCGAAAAUGAGAUAGUCAAGCACAAAGCUUUGAGUGCUGAGGUUGAAAAGCAGUUGGAUGUGAUCCGGAAAGUCCGGGGUGACGUCCAGCACGACGAAGGCCUUCCCUCAGCUUUGGCCGACCAGCUGAGUGAGGCGACAAUGCUUCUCAACUCUCUGCCACAAGAAUUGACAGACAGGAGCAAGUACCUUGAGUCAAACAAAUCCUACCGCACCGAGCACCAACUGCUCAAGGAGAAGCUCAAUUUGUGGAUAGAAAACGCCAGCAAAAUCAUGGACGUUGGCCACGAGGGCGUUGACUUUGUGGACAUCUUUACCCACCUCGAAAACCACAAGAAGUUCUUCUCCAACGAACCGAUGGUGAAGGAGUUGGUGACGCAAAUCCAGCAGUCUGGUGACCGCAUCUGGCCGUCGCUCUGCACCUCGGAACAGGAGGAGCUGAGCGCCGAGCACCAGUUGGCCACCCAGUCGCUCAAGAAUACCCUGAACCUGGCUCGCAGCCGCAAGGCACAACUUGACCAGGACUCGGAACUGUGGAAGGAGUAUUUGAAACUGAAGGAAAGGGUGCAGCAUAUUUCGGGUAGAAACCGGUUUGUCGACGACUCCGUCUCGUCCCUGCCCAGUCUGCACUCCAACAUUCAGAGAAUCACUUACGCUCUCAAUGACAUCCAGGGCCAGUCGCACGAAAUUGAUCUCCUACUUGAACGCGCCAAAGAAAUUUCCAACAAAGCUGAUGCUGAGAAUAAAUUAACAAUCGACAGUGACAUGUCUGCAAUCAGCACUGAAUGGAACGGCCUCAUAUCGGAGUUGGAGAACCGCAAGGAAACCCUGACCAAACUGGCCGAGCACUGGGAGACAUUCGAGAGCAAGUGGCAGCAAAUUGACUCCAAGCUGCUUGGAAUUGAGGUCAAGCUGAAGCAUGAGGACCUGGUUGUGAGGAACAAGGCCCAGUUGAAGGAAACCCAAGGCAAAGUUGAGAAUAUGAGCCAAGAAGCUAAUUGUUUGCGGCCGAUGUACGAUGAGUUGCAAACUUUGUCCAGAACGGUGCACACUUUCCUGUCUGCCAAUUCUGAACCAGCGGCGCAGGACUUCAAACAGAAGUUGGACAGCCUUUGGGAGCGCAUCGCAAAGCUGCUUGAUGCCCUUCGCGACACCGAAUCUGACCUCAUCAAGAAAAAAGAACUGUUGAAACAGCAGGAGGAGAAGGGAAAAAAUUUGUUGCAAGUGCUGCGGGAAAUUUUGUCCUCCAUUCACGAGUUUUACAUCUUUGAUGAAGACCAGAGCAAAGUCGAGUCCCAGCUCCAAGAGCUCGAAAGAGAAGUAGAGCAGCAGUUGGGAAAAUCCAACAGUUUGAAUUCCGAUAUCAAAGAGCACUACACACAGACCCAAGAGUACCUGCCGUCCGAUUUGGCACACGAGCUGUCCGCGUUAGAAAUUUUGUCCGAAAACGUCAAGGCGACGAUGGAGGAAAAACAACGCGAGUUCAAACGUGCAAAGACGAUCAGGUCUGACUACCUGAGAGACGUUGAAGAGGUGCAGAAUUGGAUUUUGGAGGCCGAGAAAAAGGUGCAGGACCAGUCCGUCGAGCCUCACAUUCUGAAGGAGUAUCUCCAGCAAAUUCAAUCCGAGUACGCAUCAGCUAAUGAGAAAUUGGAAAGACUAACCAAAAACGGGCACUUCAUUUGCGAAAAGUCCCGUGACGUGUCCGAGCAGGACCUGAUAAGGUCAACCAUUACCAACCUGACGGAGCAGCUGCUGCAGGUCAAGUCGUGGCUGGAGGAGCGUAAAAUGCAAGUGGGCGACUCCAUCGACUCGUGGCGCAAGUUCAUGCAGCUUUACGAGCACAUCAAGAAUUGGUCCACCGAGAAAACGGCUUUCUUGGCGCAACCCCUGCACCUGGCCACGCUGGUCGAGGCCCGGCAGAAGGUCAAUGACUACGCGUUGGCGGUCAAGAGCUGCAAGCACAUUGGCAAGAAUUUGGGCGAGAUGGCCAAGGAGCUCGAGAUCAUCGCCAGCACUUCGAAUAAUACGUCCGACUUGCAGGAAAAGUACGACGAGGUGGACGAGCUCAAGACUGAAGUUGAGGGCAACCUCAUUGAAACCAGCGCACUUUUGCAAGACACUGCCGAAGAGUGGGAGCAGUGUGAGAAAAAACUGAAGGACGUGCACGCCUGGAUUGAAAAGUCGCGAAACGCACUUGACUCGCCACAAAAUAAGAAAAAGGCGCUGAAAGACCAGUUGGCCAUGCGCGAAAAAAUGACCAACGACAUUACCAUCCAGAAAACAAAAAUCAGCAUCUCUGUUGAGAAGCUCCAAGUGCACUUUAGGGGUGGAGUUGGUGGCGACGCCAAAGUGUCCGAACAGGCGGCCGAGAUCAUUCAAGAGCUGGGCCAGUUGUUGGCCGUGGUCAAGGAACAGGCGGCCACUCUAGAGAAGUGCCUCGACCAGAUCGAAAAGUACCAGCAGGAAAUCCAGCAGCUCCGCCAGCAGAUUAUUAACGUGGAGCAGCAGCUCAGGGUAGUUAUGGCACCAACCUACUUGCCGCACAACAGAGAAAAGGCGCUUGAAGAGCAGAACGCCUUCAGGGAACGUAUUAAAGCCUUGCAGAUCAAGAUAACUGCUCGUAACGGGCGAAUCAACCUCCUUAUCCAACGAGGAACUCCAGAUUUGGAGCCUUUAGAUUCGUAGCUUCAAAACCUUUAGGUGCUUUUGUCUGGGCAAAGACUCGCGCAAAAUUUCCUUAAUGUCCUUGGUGCAAUGUUCCUCUCUUGGAUCCAUCUAUCUCUCAAGUGACCAUCAGCAACAUUUAGAAAGAAUAAAAAAUUAAUAAAAAGAAAAUACCAUAAAAGCUCAGCUGAAUAUAUCUCACUGAACUACCAAGCCUUGAUGUGGGUGUCUGAAUAGCUGAUGUGAUUGUUAGACAGUUUUUUCGUGCAAUGAAAAAAAACCAAAUCCUCUUCUUCUUCCAACCCAAUUUACUGAGCCAUU